AUGGAUCCCCUGUCACCCACUCUUGCAGACAUUCUGCAGUGGAAAGAAGGUCUGCAGUGGGCAAAGGCCAUAUGGGAUGCUAGUAGUGUCAUGAAUAACUCUUAUGAAGCUUUCACCACUCACUUCAAGGAAGUUGGGCUCUUCCAUGAAGAGGAAAUUCACAUCCUGGUACAGGGAUGCCCCUGGCUCGCAUUACACUCUCCUGAAUUCAAAUGGGACUCAAGAUGUGUUCAGCAACCAGGCAGCCACCCACCAUGGGACUGUGCCAUCGACCUGCUGCCUGAAGCAAAACUCCCCAAGGGUCGAAUAUAUCCAUUGUCCAUCCUGGAGUACAAGGCUAUGGAGGAAUACAUCCAGGAGGCUCUCAAGCAGGAAUUCAUUCGACCAACAGGCUCACCGGGGACUUCCAAGCACUCAAAGAAGCCUUCAGCAUGGCUUCCAUCCUUCGCCACCCGAAUCCUGAUUGCUUUCCAAAACAUCAGCAGUGAUCCCUGCUACAACUAUAAGUCUCUGGAUCGUCCCUGGAGAGCCAACAAUGAAAGUGAAGAUCGCAUUUGUGAUUAUUCUUUCUCUUGGAACGGCUGGUACCGGCUUUUCUACCGUGGAAUGAACAUCCAGUUGCCAGAGACCUGUGUUAGUUCAUACAGAUGUAACACACAGAUAACCCUGUGGCUGAACGGUCCUCACCCUCGGAUUGAGGAUGGAGUGGUGAUCAGAGAGGUCUGUGGAGGGACCUACGGGACUCAAUGCUGUAGUUACAAAACAAGACCAAUCAGAGUUAAAGCAUGUCCAGGAAAUUACUAUGUCUAUGAACUUGUGAAGCCAGACGUGUGGUGUGCAGGAUAUUGUACAAAUAUUAGCACCAUUUCACAGCCGAUUUCCACUGUUAGUCCAUCUAUAACCAGUAGAACCAACAACCCUUUGAAUUAUGACCCAUGCAUUAACUACAACACACUCAAUGACAACUGGAGAAACAUACUUGAUUACGGGCAUAUGAAUGGACUCAAUGCUGAUUAUGAUGACACAGGUGUUAACUGGGAUGGCUGGUAUCGACUCUUUCUUAAUGGAUUGAGUGCUCAGAUGCCUGAAUGGUGUGUGUCUUACUUGGCAUGUGGAGGUUUUAGUUCUCUGUGGCUUGGUGGCUCUCAUCCUCGGCUGGAAGAUGGAGCUGUUACUCGUGACAUUUACGGCUCUCAUUAUGAGGAUUGCAGUUACUACCGAUCCGACCCAAUACAAGUCAAAGCUUGUCCGGGAAACUAUUAUGUCUACAAAUUUACCAGGCCAGCUCUUUCAAUCCCAUCUCCUACAUAUUGUUCAGUACGUUUCACCACCCCAAGAGUUGACCCUUGCUACAACUAUAACAGUCUGAAUGAGACUUGGAGAGCAACAGACAAUCCCUAUGAUAGUAACUAUAGAAGGUGUGAUAACUUCCAGGGCUGGUACAGGCUGUUCUACAACGGUCAGAGUGCCCAGAUGCCAGAAUCAUGUGUAAAUCAAUACAUGUGUGGCACUUACAUCCCAAUGUGGCUCAACGGCUCCCAUCCGCGGCUGGAAGAUGGGGUGGUCACCCGUCAGGUCUGUGGCUCCGGGUGGAGUGACUGCUGUUAUUACAGAUCUAUCCCUAUACAAGUCAAAGCAUGUCCAGGAAAUUAUUAUGUUUAUGAGUUUGUCAGCCCAAUAUUCUGUGGAGCUUACUGUGCAGAUAUCACAAGGCUUAGUGCAGCCUCUUCGACAACAGCAGCAACACCAAGAACACCAACAGCAUCCAUUACUCCAACAGUCACAACCACUGGUGUGAGGGAUCACUGUACUGAACUCAGUUGCUCUGAGGAUGAACACUGUGGGGAAAAAAAUGGUGUUUAUGGCUGUUUAUGUAACGCAAACCAUUCCAGGUGGAAUUCUGAAUCUUUCGAUUUCUCAGAAACCUGUGAAAGCAGCUCUGGCUCCAUGUCUGUGUCUCGCUGUCAGCUCUUUGAGGCUGGUUUUUCAGCUGAUAUCUUACAUCUCAAUGAUCCAAGCUGUAAAGGAACAGUGCGCAAUGGCAGAGUGGAAUUUAAUUUUGACAACAAUGAACACAUCUGUGGUACUAACCUUGUGGCCAAUGGCACCCACUUCAUCUAUGAUAACUUCAUUCUGGGAACACCGAGGACAGAAGGCCUCAUCAGCAGAGAGAAGGUUCUGAAGCUUUCUUUCAGCUGUGCUUACCCCCAAACAGAAACUCUUUCCAUGAAUAUGGAAAUCAACCCACUGGAGAGCAUUGUGCACAAGAGCCUUCCAGCGGGUGAAGGCAGAUAUCGUGUUCGGAUGAUUCCAUAUCAGGACGAUGAGUUUACCCAGCCCUUCACUGGUAGUGUGGAUGCAGAGCUCAACCAGGAGAUGCAUGUGGAAGUUCGCGUUGAGGGGGUUGACAGUCGACAAUUUGCCCUGGUGAUAGACACAUGUUGGGCUACACCUGUGAAUGACCCCGAUUACACUCUCCGCUGGGAUCUCAUCGUUCAAGAGUGUCCCAAUCCAAAUGAUGACACAGUGGAGCUGCUGCAGAACGGCGUCUCGACAUCCAGCCGUUUCUCCUUCAGGAUGUAUAUCUUCACUGCAAACUCCACUAAACUUUACCUGCACUGUGCUGUUCACCUUUGCCUUCUGUCAAGCAAUCACUGUUCAGUGAACUGUAACUCUGGGCAGCACUGGAGAAAGCGCAGGUCUCUGGACUUCCACGACAGUUCUUCAAUAUCCAUGGGUCCUCUAAUGUUGUCAGAAGGAAACACAGAUAAGUGGGUCAAAGACCCAGUGAAGGUAUCCAAGGCUUCUUCUCUGUGUGCUUCUCUGAUGGUGUUGUUUGUCUUUAUGAUGAGUGUCUUGAUCCUCUUUUAAAAUAUUUCUGCGAGAAAAUUGGAAGCAUUUAACAUACAUAUAAUCUAAUGUCAUUAUAAUUAAGGUUGCACUGAUGUCACGCUGGUUGUGGGUUUCUAAAGGUUUCUUUACUUCAUGGCAGUUAUAACUGUGGCAUAAUAAGCAAAUUGUUGUUUUAAUCAGUUUUAUUAAAUAUGCAUACUACUAUAUUAAUCUUACGGUAUUUUACUUGGGAUUACGUGGAACAAUG
Messenger RNA from Carassius auratus (goldfish), 3100 nucleotides. RefSeq names its product uromodulin-like. The record is from RefSeq and is a predicted model, not a curated record. Lineage: Eukaryota; Metazoa; Chordata; Actinopteri; Cypriniformes; Cyprinidae. The transcript has 15 exons. The coding region runs from base 1 to 2871 and encodes 956 amino acids.